AUGGAAGUAAAACAAGAAUAUAGUGAGACAUGUCAAGUAGAAAUAGACUAUAACGACUUAAAUGAUCCUCUUCUGGAUGGUUUUAAAUGUGAAAUUAAGGAGGAAUCUAAUCAAGAAAGUACAGAUAAUAUGUUUGAUAGUUUAGCCCUAAAGGAAUUUCCCGUAAAAACUAAAAUCGAACAAGAUGGAAAUAAACUUACCUCAUUUAAAGCAAAACAAAAAACUAAAGAAGCAAUGCCCUACUUUCAUAUGCCCUUAAAAUUUUCUAUUUCAAAAUUAGUGCCAUUAUUGCUUUAUACAAGGGAGGACAAAGAAAUUUUAAUAGUAAUUUUAAAGAAGUAUCCGAUAAUUGAAAAUAAAAAUACAAAUGCUACUACAAUAAAGAAAAAAUCGGAAGCUUGGAAUGCAGUUAUGCACGAUUAUAAUACUGUGAGAACUGAAAUAAGCACUGUUACGCAGCUUAAAUGUUGCUGGGAUAAAAUAAAAAGACAGAAAAAAAUGGAAUUAUCCAAAGAAAGGCAAAAUCGCAUGUCUACAGGUGGAGGAGGAGGAAUUCCAGAUAUAAAUAUUUUGCCAGAUGUAGAGGUAAUUGCCACCCAUUUGUCAGAGGAAGUAACAAAUUUAGUGAAUAGCGAUGCCCAGUAUAUGGGAAAUAAACUUUGUUCAGGAAGUAGAAGCUCUUUGUUUCGGAAUAAUCCUGUUGCAAGCUGUGAUAUGGUUAUGGUAAAAGGUAAUAUACAAUAUGAUACUUAAAAUGUGAAUCUAAUUUUAUUAUGUUUUUAGAAACUCCCUCGACAAGUAUACUGAACGAGGAAAUUUUGUCUCUGAGUAAUCUCUUGUAACUACAUUAUUAUGUUUGUUUUUAGCAAACACUAGUGUAACACCCCAAAGAAAACAAAAAUCUGCUGUGGACAGGCUCAUGGAG
This is a messenger RNA of Diabrotica balteata, 925 nucleotides long. The record is from the annotation of a GenBank genome assembly. NCBI's taxonomy places the organism in Eukaryota, Metazoa, Arthropoda, Insecta, Coleoptera, Chrysomelidae.